Molecule: messenger RNA, 1269 nt
Organism: Strongylocentrotus purpuratus (purple sea urchin)
Lineage: Eukaryota; Metazoa; Echinodermata; Echinoidea; Camarodonta; Strongylocentrotidae
Exons: 9
Coding region: 797-1105 (102 amino acids)
Source: RefSeq, a predicted model, not a curated record
UUAUUUGCGAACUUGAGGAUACCAUCAAUUCCAGACCGCGACGAUAAGUUGAAAUUUAUCACGAUUUUCUAGCAAUUUGAACAGUGGAUCACUACAAAAACGUAUGAAAUUAGUGUUAAACAUACUGAAGACAAGAUAGUUUGAUGUGUGAGGGACAAGAGCCGUAGCUAUGGCAGAUGAGAAGAGCUUGGUCUCUGUGGUUGAACAUCACACACAAUUACUGGAAGGAGUAUUGGAAGGAGUCAAGUUGAAGUUCAAACUCAAAGAUGCUAUGCAAGAUGUUAUAGAAACGGGUAUCUCUCAACUUGGCCAAUCAAUUGGAAUCUACUACUCUCUUUUCACAAGUUUGAACAUAGUAAGUCGUUCAGAUCUAGAAGGCCUCUUCAAGCGUCACUACCACCACCAGACUGUUCAAGAUGCUGUCUCAGGGCUAGAAGAUCUUGAGACUGAAUGGGACCAUUUCCUUGAAAACGCACAAAAGCAGAUGUCUGUCGUUCCUGAAGGGAUACAUAAUCCCCUUAAGCUUAUUGUGGGAUCUCAAGGACCAUGUGAUUUAACGGUGAAGAAUGCAAGGACUGGGGUAAUGUCAACAUUGUUGUCAUACCUGGAUGGAACACACAGUCUUCUUCUUGUUCUACUCCGACACUUUGCCUGACAGCCGUGACGCACCCACGUGGCCGAACUCCAGACAAGGCGUCCAGAGGUCGAGGAGGCCGGAGGUCGUGUCUUGAUUGUCUCGUUCGGCUCACAAGAGGGUGCACUGCAGUGGUUAGACAUCACUGGAUGUCAGUUUGACAUGGUGACAGAUGAGGAGAGGAAGAUCUACAAAGCUUUUGGCCUCAAGGUGUCCAUUCAUAAGGUGUGGCAAAUCAGUUCCAUGAUGUAUUAUGCUGAGCUGAAGGCUGCAGGUUUCGCACUGCCAAAGAAACUGGACAAUGUUGUGGAUGACCCUAAUCAGAUGGGUGGUGAUUUCAUCCUGAAUCCUGGUGGUGAGGUAUCCAUGGUGUACUGCAGUAAGUUACCCCAUGACAGACCAUCCGUGGAUGAACUCCUCCCAAACCUCAAGAAAAGGGCCUUCAAAGAGCCAGCUGAUGAUACUGCAUAGACAAUCAACUCUCUUCUUCGUCUUUCUCAGGGAUCUUGUAAUCAGUUUGGACACGUACAGGAGAUCAAAUCAAGUCAUUCUUCAUUUACAAUAUAUAUUUUGCAAUGAUAUGGAUUUUAUAUGAUUGAUCAACGGGUCAACUAUACAGUGUGUCCCAGAAAAAA